Molecule: messenger RNA, 3933 nt
Organism: Eremothecium sinecaudum
Lineage: Eukaryota; Fungi; Ascomycota; Saccharomycetes; Saccharomycetales; Saccharomycetaceae
Gene: SNT1
Product: Snt1p
Exons: 1
Coding region: 1-3933 (1310 amino acids)
Biological process (GO): regulation of transcription by RNA polymerase II
Cellular component (GO): Set3 complex
Source: RefSeq, a predicted model, not a curated record
AUGCCUUUAUCUCAACGAUUAGGAGAAAAAAAGAGGUAUCACUAUGGUGGUAAUCCCAGGCAUACUUCAUAUUCAAGAGGUGGACAUUAUCAGCAUAGUUCUGGACACUAUAACAAUAUAAGGCCGUCCACAGGUCACCAAUCCUCAGUGCCGUAUAGCAGUCCUACAGUUUCCCAAGGAGUUGAUUCUAGGCCGUCAAGAUAUGAUCCUAAUGGUGUAGCGGGAAAGACCUUCUCAUCCAGAACUGGUAGCCGAUACAAUCCUGAAUCGUGGACCGCAAGCCCGACGAAGAAAAGUGGUCCAGAGACGAUAUCGAGGUAUUCUGGAGCUGCGAGCACCACUCAGAGCAGAUAUAAUGCGCAAGUUGGCCAUCCACCUUCUACUGCUCCAAACUUUUCAAUGAAUGGGUCAUAUCACGGUUAUACUAGCUACGCAGGCCAGUAUGGGACUGCGGCUAGAACUAAGCGAACGAUGGAUUCCAGUGAUAUGUAUGAUAAUCCCCCAGGUUCAAAUGGUUACUUACAUCGAGGCGGCAAGUGGAGAGAUUCUAGUACUAUUUCAUCUUCAUCAUCUUCUGCUAAUACCACCAUCCAACAGUCUGACUAUGAAGGCGGAAGUAGUACAAUAGUGCCUUCCUCUUCACUGAAACAAUAUAAGAGGUCUAGUAGUGCUGGGCUCAAUGCUUCAAACCACUAUCGUAGCCCGCAUUAUAAUAAUAAAUACGGCUAUCAAGGAAGUUCUGGAACUGUGGGCGAUGGAAUUGAUGAUGCAUAUGAAAUGCCGAAAUCAAAGAAAAAUUUUGAGAAACAUCCUAAUGUGGCUUCGAGCCUAAUUAACUCGGUACCAAUGACUACAAGACAGGUUGAAAAACAAGUCGCAUACGACAAUAAACGGAUUGAUUUACGACUUGAUGAAUCAUGUAUGCUAGAUGAUAGUGAAAAUGAAUCCACUAGAUCAAUAGAUUCACGCCAUCCUGAACAGACGCAAAGUAAUAAAACUGAUAACCGAACUGAAAUGCGAGAUGCGGAUCAUAGUUAUAACUUAUCAAAAGAGUCACCUGAUGUUGCUGAAGUAUCAGAUAAGCUUACCGAAGGGCAGCUUGAAGAAAAUGAAUUUGGAAAUGCGAAUGACCUGACGAGAGAGCAAAAUGAAGAAGAGAAAUCAGAUCUUGAAGGAGAAGUAGAGGAAGAUGAGGACGAGGAAGAAGUUGAUAUGCCUAAUGAAGAUGCGAAGAACGGCAUUGCCAACGAAGAAGAGGAAGCUCGAGGAGAAGAUGUUCUAUAUGAUGGUUAUGUUGAUCCAUUAACCCAAGGCCCACAUGUACCAAAAAGUAUUCCUUCACCGACACCCUACCCGGAACCUUUGGUCCCUGUGGAGAGUUAUAUUUUCCCUAUGAAAGAAACUGAAAUGAAGUUUUGGCUAUUAAAGAAUUUAACAAGGGAAGUAAGGAUUUCAAAACAGAAAUAUCUAUUGAAAACCCCGAUUAAAUCCCUUUCUGAGUAUCCAUUCAUGGAUCAGAAUAAGUUAAUUCACGCGCAAGCUAUAAGGCCUAUUUUAUUAUCGUCCCUUUCUAAGUUAAAACGUUAUGAAUAUGAGAAGACCGUAAUUCUGAAACACAAUUUUUUGCAGUUACAAGAAAACUGGAUCUCAAAGUGUGAGGCUAUGGACAAGGUAAGCGAAAACGUUAGACGCCAAGAAAUAGAGGAGAAGAGGAAGAGAGAAGCCGAAGCCCGUCAACGUGAAGAAGAAAAACAGCGGGAAUUACAAGAGCAACAAGGUAAUCGUUUAUCCCGUCGUAGGAAUAGAGCUGAUUUUGUUGACGAUGCUGAAAUUGAAUCGGUGCUGCUGCAAAUUGAUCCAGAUUAUAAACAUCACCAGUUAGCUGCCAGCAUUCCACCAAUGAUUUUGGAUCCCGUCAAAAAAUUCUCUAUGAGGUUUAAGGAUAUUAAUAAUUUGGUUACAGACAAAGAUAAAUGGGCUUCAAGGGUGCUAACUGAUGCUGUAGACAAUUUUUCCGAGGAGGAGCAUAAUUUAUUCGUAGAAGCAUAUUUAACCUACCCUAAGAAGUUCGGGAAAAUUGCAAAUCUUAUGGGCGGACUUAGAUCUCCUGAGGAGUGCGUAUUACAUUAUUAUCGUACUAAAAAAAGAGUCAAAUAUAAGAGUUUGAUUAUGGAGAAAAACAAAAAGCGUAAAAGCGGUUCUAAUCGACGUCGCAAGGAAAGGGAAAAGGAGAAACCAAGAACGAAACAAGAUGUAUCCGAGUCUCGUGAAGGUGAAAAUUACAGCGAUUCUAAACUCGACGAGAUCGAUCCAAUAGUUGAAAAGCACAAGAUAGUAAUGCAACAGGUUGAAAUCAAGGUAGAUUCGGACAAAAUUGAAUCUACUGAGGAAGAUCAGAAACCUGUCGAACCCGACUUUCCUAACCAUGCAGAUAUCAACAAUAAUAAUGCCACCGAAGAUGAAACAGAAUAUACAACACCAAUGCCUGAUACGAACCAAGAUACGGUUAAGGUAAUGACAACCUUGAAGGGCUCUGAAUUACCCAAGAAACGUUCCCUUUCCGACGUCCAGAAUGAAAAUAAUGAAAUGAAGUUUGAAGAGGUGCCCGAGUUACAUGAUAGGGAAUCAACCGUUUCCCAAGGGCCUGCUCUGAUAAACCAAGGCACCACCUCUGACAGUAAAGAGUUAGCAGGUGAUGACUCUGAGGACCUUUCUGGGAUACCGAAAAAGAAGCCCAGACACAACGACAACCACCACAGGUCAAGUUACUGGAGCGUGAAGGAAAGUGACAUGUUCCCAAUUUUGCUAAAGCAGUAUGGCUCACAAUGGCACUUGAUUUCAGACAAGCUAGGAACGAAAUCUACUACAAUGGUGAGAAAUUACUAUCAACGUAAAGUAGCGUCCAAGGGUUGGCAACCACUUCUGGAAGAGGGUGAUGUCAAUUUCCAGCGUAUUAAGCAACAGGAAAAAGCUUCCCCUGCACCUGGCACAAACGCCACCGAGCUAGUCAAUACAGAUGGAAUCCCGCCUCAGCAGGCGCCUUCUUUAGGCCUCUUCAACAUUAAAAGGACGACAUCACCGGUGAACGCUGUUAGCUCAAAUCACGUGACAGAUACCCAAGACAGCAGCUUGCCCCAGGAUACCCCCUCACAAGGACUACCACCUCAGCACACUCCAUCUGUGCUACUGCAUAACCCAAUGCAUUCUGAAAAUGUUGUGGCCAACACCAUGCCUCCUCCACAGCAAAACUCUCCGCAGCAGACCUCCUCGCAGCUGUCUACAGUACAACAAUCUAACCCACCACAGCAACCUGUUGUCCAUUUCACACAGGAACCCCAACCAGAUCCUCAACCCGUCGACAUUAGUCGCAGGUCCUCGAUCAGGAGCUUGCUAAACAAUAGUGAGCCCAAUUCCAGGAGAUCAACUACACCCGAACAGCCUAGGAACGAUCCCACAGGCACAGGCGUUGCCAAGGAACCUACUGUCCCUACUUUUCAUAAUAGCCGAACUCCCGCGGCACCUUCCUCAACAGGCCCUUCCCGCCCAACACAACUACAAUGGUCGUCCAUAAACUCUAUCUUAAACCAACCAUCAACGCACGAGCUCCCCGAGCCCUUCAAAGAACGUCACCCCCCUCUCCGCCAACACACCCCCCCUGCGUUCAACUUCUCGCCUUCUACAGCGUGCUCGAUCGACCGUUCCUCCCUCCCAGUGGCCCUACCGCCGGUACUCGCCCACUCCGCUCCUAACGCCCAAAAACAUAGAGCAAUGCAUUCCCUCCAACAAUCAUCUUUCAACUUUGCUAGCGACCCCCUGGCAGCUCUGGCUGCUGUAGCAUCCGCACCAGAAGCUCUAGGCCUACUAUCGACCAACACCUCGAACCCUGCAACCAGCGGCAAGGCCCAUCCCGACGACUCAUAUUCCAGGCGCUAA